UGGUGAGGUUGACGGUCGUCGUGAGCUGAACAAACCCAAACCAGGAGAUGGAGGUUCGACUGGGAUUCCGGAUCUCGUUGCUCUGGUUCAUUCUGGCCUCGACUCUGUCCAGUAAGAAGGUGGAAGCUCAGAGAGCAGGCUGUAAGAACGUCCACUACGACCUGGCCUUCAUCCUGGACACAUCGUCCAGCGUGGGGAAGGAGAACUUUGAUAAGAUCCGUCAGUGGGUUUCCAACCUGGUGGACUCGUUCGACGUGGCGCCGGACAAGACGCGCGUAGCGGUGGUUCGUUACAGCGACCGGCCGACCAUCGAGUUCAACCUGGAGCGCUACCGCACGCUGGAGGACGUGAAGGCGGCGGCGCGGAACAUCCGCUACCUGGGCGGCAACACGAUGACGGGCGACGCCAUCGCCUACACGGCCACCAACAUCUUCACGGAGCGGAACGGCGCUAGGCCGGUGGCGCGGGGCAUCCAGCGCGUGGCCAUCCUGCUGACGGACGGACGCAGCCAGGACUACGUACUGGAGCCUUCCAAAGCCGCCGCCGCCGCUAAGAUCCGCAUGUUCGCCGUCGGCAUCGGCGAGGCGUUGAAGGAGGAGCUGGACGAGAUCGGGGCUGAGCCCAAGAACGCUCACGUCUUCCACGUCACCGACUUCGACGCCAUCGACAGGAUCCGGGGCCGGCUGAGGAGGAGGCUUUGUGAGAACGUCUUGUGUCCAGAGAUGAAGGUUGAACCCGAUCGAUUCCAGGCCAACAGCAGCAUCCACGGCCUGCAGCAGGUUCCAGGGUUCGACCUGAUGGAUCACUUCAGCGUGAAGGACAUUCUGGGAACUCGACUGGACGACGGUCAGAGUUCCUACGUUCGUCUGGGAACCAUGCCCAUCGUGCAGCAAACAGAACACGUGUUUCCUCAGGGUUUACCGGACGAAUACGCCUUCGUGACGACGUUCAAGUUCAGGAAAACGUCCAGACGGGAGGAUUGGUAUCUCUGGCAGAUCUACGACAAAUACGGGAUUCCACAGGUGUCCAUCCGUCUGGACGGGGAGAACAAGGCGGUGGAGUACAACGCCGUGGGCCUCACCCAGGACGCCGUCAGGGCCGUGUUCAAGAGUCCCGAGGUCGACAACCUGUUCGACCGAUCCUGGCACAAGAUCGCGCUGAGCGUCGGGGCCAAGUCGGUGUCGCUGUACCUGGACUGCAAACUCAUCGCUACCAAAACCAUCGGGGAACGGGAGGACAUCGACGUCCAGGGGAAGACGGUGAUCGGGAAGAGGCUGUACGACAGCGUCCCCAUCGACUUUGACCUCCAGAGGAUGAUGAUUUACUGUGAUUCCAAACAUGCAGAGCUGGAAGCUUGCUGCGAUAUCCCUGGUGGACCGUGUCCUUUCAAAGUGGUGACGGAGGCCCCCGUUCCGAUUCCGACCUCCACCCCGACUCCAGCAGCCGUGGAGCAGCAGAGAGGAAAACACACCAACUGUUCCUGCCCCGCUGGGGAGAAGGGAGAUCUCGGUGGUCCGGGAGUCGCGGGGCCAAAGGGUGAAAAGGGUAACGUUGGCUCUAAAGGUUCCCUCGGACCGCGAGGCGUCAAAGGAGAAAGAGGGGAUUCUGGCAAGUUAGGCUCUGUCAAAGGCGACAGAGGCGAGAAGGGUGAUAGCGGCAGCAUAGGCUUGCCCGGUGCUCCGGGACCGAGCGGAGAGAAGGGUGUUGGUGGAAUUCCUGGUAUCGAUGGCUUAUCUGGAGACAAAGGAGAUCCGGGAGCAGGAGGCGUCGCUGGAGCUCCGGGAGUACGAGGUCAGGCGGGACUAAAGGGAAUCCAAGGAGACGUGGGAGUUCCCGGAGCGCCCGGACCAAAAGGAGUUAGCGGGGAUUCUGGUGAAAAAGGUGCAAAGGGAGCUCCAGGAACCAGGGGCGAGGAAGGUCUGGAGGGAAUUCCAGGAAAACCCGGAGUUCCUGGGAAAGAAGGAGCCCGGGGUCUGGUUGGAGCCAGCGGGCCCAGCGGAUUCAAAGGAGACAAGGGCGAGCAAGGACUUCCUGGAUUACCUGGAGAUGCGGCUCAAUGGGCAGGCGUUCGCGGUGACAAGGGUGAGGGUGGACUCCCUGGACCUCCUGGAAGAGACGGAGCUCCUGGACCUCCGGGAACUCCUGGGAUGCAAGGACUUCCAGGGGAGAUGGGAGAGAACGGCCAACGGGGGAAGAAAGGUGAAAGUGGACUCCCUGGAGUGGACGGCCUUCCUGGACCUCAAGGUCCCCAGGGCCCCCCGGGGCAGCAGGGCCUGCCGGGACCGAUCGGACAGUCGGGUCUUCCUGGAGAACUUGGGUUUCCAGGAAAGAUGGGGGAACCAGGAAAACCUGGAGUUCCUGGUAAAGACGGUUUGGACGGACUUCCUGGGAACGACGGAGCCAUGGGACCGAGGGGAGAACGGGGGACAGACGGGUUUCCUGGUAAAGGAGGACCAAAGGGCGACGACGGACCUCCAGGACCACGAGGACCUCCCGGAGAGAGAGGAUUGGCUGGUUCUCCUGGACAACCCGGUGUUGACGGAGCGAGAGGAGACAGAGGAGUCGGGGGAGAACGAGGCCUGCAAGGAUCCGCUGGUAUGAAGGGAGACAAGGGAGACCAGGGGGAUGUUGGAGAACGAGGACCACCUGGGAUUCCAGGAAAUGUUGCAGACGUCAUCCCUCAACCCGGGGAACCUGGAAAAACUGGAGAGAAGGGAGAGAAGGGCGAUCAAGGGAAUCCAGGAGAGAUGGGUUCCAGAGGUUUACCUGGAGAACAAGGUUUCAGGGGACAACCAGGGCCGCUGGGGCCGAAAGGAGAAACGGGACUUUCCGGAGAGACGGGUCGCGUUGGAGACCCGGGUCCACCGGGGGGCGCUGGUCUCCAGGGAGUCCGGGGUUUACCAGGAAACGUGGGAAUUCCAGGAAUCAUUGGACCUCCUGGUCCUGCUGGACAACGAGGGGACAAGGGCGAGGCUGGAAAACCUGGACAAUCUGGACCCCAAGGCCCGGCUGGAGAGCCCGGUUUGACUGGACCUGCAGGACCAACUGGGAAAGGAAAAGACGGACAAAACGGAGAUCCAGGACCUCAGGGGAUUCAAGGACCUCCAGGACUCAAGGGUCCUCCGGGGUCACAUGGUCAGCCCGGUUUACCGGGAGACCGCGGUUCUGCAGGAGAAGGGAAGAUGGGAUUACCGGGAACUGCAGGGAAACCAGGACAACCAGGACCAGUGGGUUUGAGAGGUCCUCCUGGAGUGGCUGGUCCUCAAGGCCCUGCAGGACACAACGGCCUCCCAGGACGACCGGGGGAGAAGGGAUCACCUGGAGAACCGGGAAAGGAAGCCGACAUUUCUAACGUCAAUCUGAAGGAUAUCUGCUCAGACUGUCCUGCCGGUCCUCCUGGACCUCCUGGACUUCCUGGAAUCCCAGGAGAUAAAGGACUGACGGGAUCGGCCGGGAAAAACGGCCAGGAUGGAUAUCCGGGCCCGGUUGGACUCCCUGGACCUCAAGGACCCGCUGGAGCUGACGGAACAAAGGGAGUUAAAGGAGAUCAAGGACCUCCUGGAAACUCUGGAGACAAGGGAGAUAAGGGCCACCCGGGGCCCCCUGGAAACCCAGGCCCUGCUGGACUCAUGGGAACCCCCGGAAACGAUGGACGUCCGGGGCCUCUGGGCCCCCCAGGCCCCCCCGGAGAAAAGGGCAAAGAAGGUCUGAAGGGAAUCCAGGGACCGCCGGGUCUUCCUGGUCUGGUAGGCCAGCCUGGAAAAAUGGGAAAAGACGGUCGACCAGGAGAACAGGGAGAAUCUGGCAAGCGAGGAGAACCUGGACCUCCGGGAAACCCUGGCCUCCGGGGACUCCCAGGUUUCAAAGGCCACCGAGGAGAACCAGGACCCCCCGGAGCUCAGGGAGGAGACGGAAAACCUGGAUCAGCGGGACACGAUGGUAAACCGGGGAAGGAGGGCCCUAAAGGACCUGCAGGUCCAGAAGGAAUCAUGGGACCACGAGGAGAACCGGGAAAACAGGGAGAACCAGGACCGUCGGGGAAAUCCGGUCUCCCUGGAACUCCGGGUCAGUGGGGGGACAAGGGAGAGCCCGGUAGUCCCGGGUUACCGGGAUUCAGCGGGCCCAAGGGCCCCGCGGGUCCACCAGGUCCUAGCGGACCGGAGGGUAAACAGGGAAUUCCAGGCAGACAAGGCGACCGCGGCCUCAAAGGAGAUAAGGGAACCGCAGGUACGAAGGGAGAUAAAGGACACGGUGGAGAGCCCGGUAUGCCCGGAAACCCCGGCCCCCCGGGCAGGAAGGGCCACACGGGGAUGAUGGGAAUGUCGGGGCCCCAAGGAGAGAUCGGCCCUACGGGGGCCCAAGGACCCUCCGGGAACCCGGGUCUGCCCGGCCCCAGGGGGGAGUCGGUGUCGCUGGAGCAGAUGAGGCGGCUCAUCCAGGAAGAACUGUCGAAACAAUUAGACGCCAAGAUGGCGUACCUCAUGUCCCAGAUCCAGCCCACUAGCGUGAAGAGCACGGCGGGCCGUCCGGGACCCCCGGGGCCUCAGGGUAAAGAGGGCAUGCCCGGACGAUCGGGGCCCCCCGGAGAGCCAGGCAUGCCCGGCCAGAACGGAGGAGAAGGACCGCGAGGACCGCUGGGGCCCAAGGGUGAGAAAGGAACGAGAGGAGAAAAAGGAGACGCUGGAAUCGGAGAACGAGGACUACAAGGUCCUUCUGGACCGAUAGGUCCGGCCGGACUCCCAGGUUACGGUAAAGACGGCAGCCCCGGCCAGGGCGGAGCCCAGGGCGAGCCGGGGAACCCGGGCCCCCACGGGCAGCCCGGCCCCCCGGGGCCCCCCGGCCAGUGCGACCCGUCCCAGUGCGCCUACUACGCUAGCCUGGCACAACGACCCCACACCAAGAACGUGAAGGGGACUUAACAACGGAGCGCUGGAAGUCUAUUUAUGAACUUACCAAACUCCAUCAAGAACUUUUACCUUUUCAAAGUAAAAUCAGUCUGGAAGGCUGAAACUAACGGUGCUGCCGGUCGGAUUCUUUUGUUUUGUUUUUGUGCUAGCGGGUUUGGGAGGAUUACGGAUUACACUACGUGGGAAGUUUCUCA
Molecule: messenger RNA, 5101 nt
Organism: Cololabis saira (Pacific saury)
Lineage: Eukaryota; Metazoa; Chordata; Actinopteri; Beloniformes; Belonidae
Gene: col22a1
Product: collagen, type XXII, alpha 1
Exons: 64
Coding region: 48-4919 (1623 amino acids)
Source: RefSeq, a predicted model, not a curated record